Molecule: messenger RNA, 894 nt
Organism: Rhodamnia argentea
Lineage: Eukaryota; Viridiplantae; Streptophyta; Magnoliopsida; Myrtales; Myrtaceae
Exons: 8
Coding region: 114-737 (207 amino acids)
Source: RefSeq, a predicted model, not a curated record
CGUAGUAUAAAAGGGCGUCCAUUGCUGUUCUCGGUGUGUUGCGUUCAAGCUUCUUGGCUGGCGAAGUCUUCUUCUUCUUCUUCUCUUUGCAGAGUUGAUAGAGCUUCGCAGUCAUGGCGUCUCAAGAGCAUCUGGAGAAGCUGCAAGCCCGCCAGAGUUACAGGAACUUCUGGCACGCUGACCUCACGCACACCGUUCAAGCUGACACCCCCUACUGCUGCUUUGCCUUUUGGUGUGGACCAUGUGCUUCGUACUUGCUCCGGAGAAGAGCCCUUUACAAUGACAUGUCCAGAUACGUGUGUUGCGCUGGUUACAUGCCCUGUAGCGGAAGGUGCGGAGAAAGCCAGUAUCCCGAGCUAUGCCUCGCCACUGAGGUUGUCUGCUGCUUUGGGAAUUCAGUGGCCUCGACGCGCUUUCUCUUGCAAGACGAGUUCAACAUACAGACCACUCAAUGCGACAAUUGUAUCAUUGCCUUCAUGAUCAUCCUCCAACAAGUUGCCUGCGUGUUUUCAAUCAUAGCAAUGAUAUGUGGGAACAGCGAGAUCCGACAGGCUUCGCAGAUGCUCAGUUGUUUGGCUGACAUGGUUUACUGCACAGUUUGCGCUUGUAUGCAGACUCAGCACAAGAUAGAGAUGGACAAGCGAGACGGCUUGAUCAAUGAUGGACCGAUGGCCGUGCCUCGAUGGCAGCAGAUGUCGCGGCUUGACCAGCGGGUGCCUCCCUCGGUCGGCUAUUAGCCUCAGCCUGCAUACCGACACCCCUAUCCUUAUUCGAUCAAAGCGGUCUCUCUUUCUACUCGGAUUUGUAUCCAGACAUUCUUGACUCGUGUUCUACCGUUGGGAGACACAAUUGGUAGCUUACCAACGUCUUUAUGAAAUUAUCACAUUGCUUUUA